Molecule: messenger RNA, 2526 nt
Organism: Leptopilina heterotoma
Lineage: Eukaryota; Metazoa; Arthropoda; Insecta; Hymenoptera; Figitidae
Product: achaete-scute complex protein T3-like
Exons: 2
Coding region: 458-1495 (345 amino acids)
Biological process (GO): developmental process; regulation of transcription by RNA polymerase II
Molecular function (GO): DNA-binding transcription factor activity, RNA polymerase II-specific; RNA polymerase II transcription regulatory region sequence-specific DNA binding; protein dimerization activity
Source: RefSeq, a predicted model, not a curated record
AAGCAACAGCAGCAGAAGCAGCAAUAUCAAAAGAGGGGUAAAAAGCAGCACGAGGGGCAUAGGGCCCAGUGUGCGCAAUUUCAAGAGUGGGGAGCGGCGCGUGCCCGCCCGUCUAUAAAUGUUCCCGAACCCUCUUCAGCAAGGCAUUUCGGGAGCCACGGUCGUACCGUGUACAUUCAAAACCAAGUGUGUAGUUCUCAUUUUACAAAAAAUAGUUCUCUUCAACUAACUUCAGUUAACAGUUCAACAAAACUUUAGUUUUUUGUUGGUAAACGUGUUUUUAGUGAUAUUUUUUAUUAAUCUUAAACCUUUUUGGUAUCAUUUACCAUUUUUGGUUCUCUCCUGAUUUUUUGAGGACUUGUUUUGAUACUACAGACUGUUUUGAAGAAAAGUGAAUUGUUUUCAACGGAAAAGAAAUAACGAGGGGGGAAUAUCGAAGAAAGAGAUAAAGUGUGAUAUGACAUUAGUGCAGACGGAGAAUAUUGCUUCGUUUUUGCCAAUAAUGUUGUCGGUGCAACAGCAGCAGCAUCAUAUUAGACAUCAGGGUCUUCAUGUGCCGGUGUCUAGUGCGGGUGUACAGCAGCAGAUUCAUCGGGGCAAUGUUAUUGUCUCGACGGGCACGCUAACCACUGGUAGCGAUGUGAAAAUGGCCCUUCAGCAACAGCAGCAACAACAACAACAACUUCAGCAAGGUUGUAAGCGAUCGAAAAUGUACCAAACAACACCUUACGGAACCGUUCCUCAUCAACCGGCAAGCGUUGCUAGACGCAAUGCCCGCGAGAGGAAUCGCGUGAAACAGGUGAACAACGGUUUUGCAAAAUUACGUCAGCACAUUCCCCAAAGUGUCGCCCAGGCCCUCGGCGGCAACACGGCCGGCACUCACGGCGGUGCUCGUGCCGGUAGCAAAAAACUCUCCAAAGUCGAGACUCUCCGAAUGGCCGUUGAAUACAUUCGAAGUUUGCAAUUGUUGCUCGACGAUCAGGACGGUUCGGAAAUUGUCACCUUGUCCUCGCAAGGAUCCCCCAAUUCCUCCCGUCAUGAGGGCGAUCAUCACCUGGAUCAUUUGGAUCAUCAUGAUCAUUUAGAUCAUCUGGAUCAUCAUGACCAUCUGGAUCGUCAUGAUAACCUUGAUCAUCAUAAUCACCAUAAUCGUGGUCAUCAUCACCACCAUCAUCAUCAGCAGCAUUCGCCGAUUGAAAUGCGACUCCACGCGCCGAGUGAAAUUGGCAGUGACCUUGGAUCACAUCAGCAGCAUCACUUGAGACAGAAUGCGAGUCCUGGUUUCGCGGCGACUCCAUGCUCAGAGGCGUCGAGUUCGCCUACUCCCAGUUUCGUGUCGGAGGCCUCGUCAGCUGGAAGUCAAGGUUACGGAACCAGUUCAACGGUGACGUUGUACGCCCCGCCAACGGACGCUUACGACAUGUACGAGCCAAACAGUCCGGAAGAUGAGGAACUUCUUGAUUGCAUCUCCUGGUGGCAGCAGAGCCAAGGAUGAUUCACCGGAAGUCGAAUUCCACUCUCUCUACAGAUUUCGAAACAAAUGUACAUAUUAUAAUCUGAGAGAGAGACAACCUCCAUCGGCUGUUCCACCAACUGUGAUCUAGUCAAAAAAAAAAGUCCCUCGGGGAAGAAAAAAAAACAUUUCCGGCGGAGAAAAUUUCGAAUUUUUUUUUUUUAUUCAAAGCAAAAUCUAUUUUUCAUUCUCUAGAAAAAUUUAUAAAUCUACGCGUGUAAUAAAAAAAGAAACCUAAUAUUUCUUAGCGCCAAAAAAAUAUUACACGACGUAAAAAAAAAACUAAAAAAAUAAAGACAAGAACAAAAAUGUGCUAAAUUGCUAUUGAAAAAUGCUACUGAAAAUUGCUAUUGAAAAAAAAAUUCUUUUUUUGUAAAUAAUAUACAUAUAUUUAUACUGUAUGUAAGUAACAUAACGUAUACUAUUAUAUAAAUAUAUAUCUGUAUUUUAUAUAAAAAAAAAUAUAUUUUCCUAAAUAUAUUUUUGUUAAAAGAAAAUAUUUCGAUAAAAAUAUUUUUAAAAAUUGGAAAAUAUUGGAAAAUAUUGGAAAAUAUUUCGAUAAAAAUAUUUAAAAAAUGGAAAAUAUUUCGAAAAUCAUAUUUUGACUCUCUUUCAUUAUUGCUCGAGAUAAAAAAUUGUUUGUGUCUUGGUCGAGCGUUGAAAUCUUCGAGAAAAAAAAAAAUUGUGGCUAAAAAACCGCUAAGUGCCUUUUCUGUAUGAUUUAUACAACGACAAAAUGUGCUCAAUAUGUAUAAAAAGUAGAAGCAACUUUUUUUUACAAGAAAAAAAAUGAAAUAUAUAUUUAUAUAUAAAUAUGUAAACUUAACAUACGUGCGACUCAAUUCAGUGUUAAGAUAAGAGAGUGAGAGAGAGAUUGUGAAAUAAACGAGUCUUUCAUCGAAAAAUUUUCACGUGCCAGUGCCUUUUGUAAAUAUUUAUUCACUAGAUAUAUUAUAUAAAUAUAUAUAUAUAUGAACAAAAAAUUCGUUAAAUAUAUGAAUUUUAUAAUUAUA